This is a messenger RNA of Homarus americanus (American lobster), 724 nucleotides long. Its product is annotated as extensin-like. The transcript has 2 exons. The record is from RefSeq and is a predicted model, not a curated record. Lineage: Eukaryota; Metazoa; Arthropoda; Malacostraca; Decapoda; Nephropidae. The coding region runs from base 1 to 666 and encodes 221 amino acids.
AUGGAAAACUUAGCAACUUCUCCCACAGCCAUCUGCUUCCCCACAGCCAUCUGCUCCCCCACAGCCAUCUGUUCCCCACAGCUAUCUGCCUCCCCACGGUCGUCUGCCCCCCCCCACAGCCACUACUUCCCCACAGCCCACAUCUACUUCCCCACAGCCAUCUGCCCCCCACAGUUAUCUACUUCCCCACAGCCAUCUGCUCCCCACAGCCAUCUGCUCCCCCACAGCCAUCUCCUCCCACAGUCGUCUGCCUCCCCCACAGUCAUCUACUUCCCCACAGCCAUCUACUUCCCCACAGCCAUCUGCUCCCCCACAGUUAUCUACUUCCCCACAGCCAUCUGCUCCCCCACAGCCAUCUGCUCCCCCACAGCCAUCUGCUCCCCCACAGCCAUCUGCUCCCCCCCAAGCCAUCUGCUCCCCCACAGCCAUCUGCUACCCCACAGUUAUCUACUCCCCACAGCCAUCUGUUCCCCACAGCCAUCUGCUCCCCCACAGCCAUCUGCUCCCCCACAGCCAUCUGCUCCCCACAGCCAUCUGCUCACAGCCGUCUGCUCCCCACAGCCGUCUGCCCCACAGCCCGUAGGGUUCCUCUGCUUAGCCUGCACAAUGUCACUUGGACUAUUCCUGCUCAUUGUGGUACUCUUCUGCCCUAACACAGAAGCAUAAAUCCAAGCUCCAAAUCAUUCCACACAAGGGUUAGGGGUUAGGUUAGUAGUUAGGUUAG